This is a messenger RNA of Ectocarpus sp. CCAP 1310/34, 3645 nucleotides long. Lineage: Eukaryota; Phaeophyceae; Ectocarpales; Ectocarpaceae. The record is from the annotation of a GenBank genome assembly.
AUGCUUGUGAAGGAGCUGUUAAGACUGUACGACAAGCCCAAGGUGUCUCAGCUGGAGGCAGUUCUUUUCAAGAGGAUCACUGAGGAUGAAGCGAGGCACAUCUUGUUUCUUCCGGAUCACGACCAAGCGGCGCACUACCCGACGUUGAUCGCCAACCCUCCCAAGGGGGCGCCUGCGGAGCACCCUCAGCGCGCUCUCCAGGUCCCGCACCUGAGCCUCCUGUACCUACAUCACUUGAAGCGGUGGGACUUCGUGUCCGCCUUUGUGCUAUCGGGCGGCCUGCACGCCCUCUGCUCCUUGUUCACGCACGACAACCUCGUCAUCAGAAUGAAGGCCAUCACCAGCCUCGUCAGCAUCACCGCCCACCCAGGCUUCGACUGGUUUGCCCCGCCUCCUGGCCGCAUCAAAGGCAAAACAAACAACAGCAACACAACUGAAGCAAGGCUGCACCGCGCACUACUAGGCCUCCGAUCGGAGCCCGCGUUCAUCUCCGGCCUCAUAGCUAACUCUUGGAGCGGGGGUGCGGCCGAUGAUACGGACGCAACUGCGAUCAAAGCAACAGACGGGGGUCGGGGAGACAAGACGUUUCCCGGAGCUUGUCUGAUGUGCCUGGAGUUGCUGGCGAUGUGGCUCAGCUGGGUCCGCGCCCUGCACACGGUAGACGGUACGCUCCGGCUCAGCCGUCCCCUGUUCCGCGCCAUCGAAGAGUGGGCGGGCAAAGGUGGCGAGCGAGAAGGAAACAUCGAGUGGAGUGAUGAGAGGCUGCCGUUGACGACCCUGCCGCAUACGAAGAAGCCGUGUGGCGACGGCAAGGCAGAGGGAGGAGGUGCUAUCGUCGUCGCUAGUGGAGAAGUUGUCGAUGUUGUUGCUAUUGGGGGCGCUGACGUAACCAAGAAAGAAAAAAUAACUCCUGCGGCAGUGUUGGCAGAGAAAGACUCAGGAGCGGCGGCGGCGGAGGCGGCGGCCGAGGGCGACGGGAGUUCGACCGGCGGAGGGGCGCCUGCCGGCGAUAUCGAGGCCGAAACGGCGGCCAUGAUUCAGGCGGAACGCAAGGAGCGCGCCGAGGUGCUCGAGCUCUCCAGGAAGCUUGUGGCCGACUUCGCCCGUUUCCCCCCGGCGGAGCAGGAGUGGGAAGGGGUGGAAGAAGACGGCGGGGAGAGAAGUGGUGGCGAUCUCCCCCGGGGAGGCGGAGCCGCCGCUCCGGCACCGAACGAGGAAGGAGGGUCGUCGACGGCAGCGGGCGGGGGCUGCUGCGACGAUGAAGCGCGCGGUUCCGGCGACAGCGGCGGCAGAGAGGAAACAAGCAAAGCAGGCGGGGGGACACGCUCUUCUCUUCCGUCCGGAGCGGCAGAAGCAGCACCGGAGCCUCCUCCGACGUCAGCCUUCACUCGCAAAGCCCUUGCGCUCAAGAUUGAAGGCAACGAAGCUUUCGGAGAGGGAGACAUGCAAGCGGCGAUGGAGGCGUACACAAAGGCGCUUGGCGUUUUGAACGGGGCCGCCACGGAGACCCGGCCCUUGGAGGGUGCGCCGAAGAACAAGAUGACGACGACGACGACGACGACGGAAGAGUUGGAAGCAUCUCGGGCCGAGGCUACCGUGCUAAGCGGGGUCCUGCAUAGGAACCGCGCGGCGGUGGCGCUGCGCUUGUUUAACUCCAAGGCGGCGGCGGCGGCGGUCGCGAAAGAAAGAGCCACCGAAGACAAUCAAAAGAACGAGGCCGCACCACGAGGUGAUGGGGUCGAUGGUGGGAUCAUCAGCAGCGCCGCCAGCUGUUCGCGACGCCAGCCUUCGACACACCCGACGCCGCCAGGCCGGAGGCGAAGGGUCUCGUCCGGCGAGGAGCGAAGAACCCAAGAACAAACGGACGACGUGCGCAAAUCCCUCGAGCUGUCGCUCGCGCUGCUGGAGGAGUGCGAAAGCGACUGCUUGAGGGCGAUCGAGGUUGACGCCGGCGAUAAGAAGGCCCGCCUGCGGCUGGACAAAUGCCGGGAGCUGCGCCGGAGGUGUUACCGGGGGGGGCUGGCCUCCGCUUCCGCCGGCAGGGAGGGUUGCUCGACUGCCCACUCUAGGCAGGACGAAAGUCUCCAGGGGCGAAAGGCCGAUCUUGUUGCCAAGAUCCUCGCCCGAGCAGAAAAGUCUCACGAGAUCACCGGAGGAAGCGGCGGCAGCAAUAAGACAACCACACCCGCUGCUACCACCGCCGCCGCCACCGUCCCCAAGGACUCAUCCUUCUCGACCGCAAGCGACGGCGGUUCUAGCCAUGGCACAACCGCUGUGUCCGGCGACAGCGGCGGCGGCGACGCAAACAAAGCGUUGCUUGCGGGCGCGAGCCGGCACGGCGCCAGGGUUGACAGCGGUGGCCGCGGCGGCGAUGAUUGUGAGGACCGGGAGGGACUGCCAGCGGCAGCUACCGCCAAAGGCGGGGCGGCUCCCGUUCGUGCCCGGAAGCAGAGUGAGCGCCACGCGCCGCGAGAGGGUGGGGAGUUGAGAGGGGCGGCGGUCGCCCGAGCCUCUGCCGAACACACCGCGGCUGCCGCAAGCACUCGACACGGGAUGAAACGCCACCACCACGAGCAGGAGACAACACCCCCCCCUGCGGGUUUGCCGUCCGACGGUCCCCUCCGUGGUAGCGGUAAUAAUAGCGGUGUGGUUGGAGCAGACCGUAUGGUCUCGAACGGAGACCUCGGCAAGAAAACUCAGAAGAAGAAGAAGGUGGUAUCGAAGGAGAAGAAGAAGAAGAAGAGCGGCGAGCACGGCCAAGGCAACAGCGCGGCGCGAUCGUCCCGGCACGGCAAGGCCGACGCGGUGGCCGUGCGGAGCCUCCGCCAGCGCCUGGAGGGCGUCGCCGCGAGAGCGGCGAAGGCGGGCGCGGGGCAAGAGGGCGGGGACAAGAGACAGGAGGAGGCCGCAAGGGAGGUGUGGAGUGUUCUCGCCGACGGUGGGGUCUCGCUGGAGAAGCUCUUCGGGGACGGGAUCACGGCGGAGACCCUCGUGGGCGUCGCGCUGGGCCUGAGGCACGGAUGCGGGAUCGACGGCGGCACGAGCGAUGCCGAGCGGGCGAGUAAGCUCUUCGUGGAGCUCUCAAUGGUGAAAAGGGUGGGCCUGGUGUCUGCCAUGUGCUCGGCGGACGACAGGCUGCCCCUACAAGACGCCUCGGAUUGCAUCCGUCGGCACCACCAAGGAAGCCCCAAGGAGCACUGCGGCCGGCGUCUUCGGCCGAAGGGAUGCAGCGGCGGCGGUGGCAACGACGGAGAAAAAGACGAAGCCUUGCCACAGGGGUGUGGAGGAGAGAGUCGCCGAUCGGCGUUCGAAGCUGCUGUUUUCACGCUGGGGUUGUCACAGUAAUGGUGGUAUGUAGCACUGGAGUCUCCUCUACACGCAGCUGUGGCGUGCCAUUCUUGCACCCCCAGGUGGAAGAUUCCCGCCCCUUGCGAUGUCGUGCACGAGGCAGAGGAAGAACUUUCUGACGAGGUAGGGCGGCACGCGCUCCGCCUACCCACCCGCCCCAGCUACGACCUCUAGACUAUGUAUUUGGUAGAGGUGCGUGUUCUCCUUGUGCGUCAUCACCAUGUACGGUGUUUGAUGUCGUCCUUCUGUGAAGAGCUGUGCGGAGGCAGACAGUUGAGCAGCAAUGGGUUCGUGAAU